AGAGAGAGAGAGAGAGAGAGUCUAGACCGGAAAUGGCUGACUUUUGGCGCAUGAGCAAACAGAUCCAGCUGCUCCAAGACUUUGUUAGCGACAAAAUUCACGAUCAAGCCGUGAAGUACAAGCUCAAAUACUUCGAUAGCCCACGAAACGCAGUUUGAGUUCGGAGUGAUGGAGUGUUGUCUGAAGUGAAGAUUGAAGACGUGAUAGAAGAUGGACGACUACUGCUAUGCUAAGAUGGCGACGUCAUGUCAAAGAGAAAGUGAAAGAGAAUCAGCGCCACCAACUUCCAGCAAAUCACCAACGGAAAUAAUGCUGAAAACUGAAGAUGAAGACGUCCAGCAGCUGAUUGGUCAUCCUGAAGAAAUUCCCCUUCGGCCACAGGUGGGGAGCUUUACUUUGAAGCAGGAAGCUUCGCAGCCCCCCCACAUUAAAGAUGAAGAGGAAGAAGUCUGCAUCACUCAGGAGGGAGAGUGUCUUCUAGGACGAGAGGAAACUGAUCCCACCAAGUUGCCACUGACUGUCGUCUCUGUGAAGACUGAAGAUGAUGAAGAGAAACCACAAGUAGACAACCUCUUAGCUCCACUAUCAGAUAGUGAGGCUGAAGACGAGGUUGAAGAACCUUUGAGCAGCGAUACAGACUGUGAAGGUGAUAUGAGGACUCACACUGACAACAAACAUGGCAACUGUUCUAAAAAGAAGACAUUUAAAAAUACUUGGAGCUGUUUAGUUUGUGGUACAAGAUGCACUACAAAGAGUUAUUUGACUGAACACAUGAGAACACACAGAGGAGAAAAGACAUUUAAUUGUUCAGUUUGUGAUAAAAACUUUUCUCACAAAAGCAGUUUGACUCAUCACAUGAGAACACACACAGGAGAAAAACCAUUUAGUUGUUCAGUUUGCGUCAAAAGCUUUUCUAAAAAUAGCAGUCUGACUCUACACAUGAGAACACACACGGGAGAAAAACUAUAUAUUUGUUCGGUUUGCGGUAAAAGCUUUUCUCAAAACAGCAGUUUGACUAAACACAUGAGAACACACACAGGAGAAAGACCAUUUGAUUGUUCAGCGUGCGGUAAAAACUUUUCUAAUAAGGGCGGUUUGACGCAACACAUAAGAACGCACACAGGGGAAAGACCAUUUGAUUGCUCAGUUUGCGCUAAAAACUUUUCUCACAGGAGCGGUUUGACUCAACACAUGAGAACACAUGCAGGAGAAAAACAUCGUGUUUGCUCAGUUUGCGGUAAAAGCUUUUCUCAAAAUAGUAGUUUGUUGAAACACAUGCGAACGCACACAGGAGAAAAACCGUUUGAUUGUUCAGUUUGCAGUAAAAGCUUUACUCAACAAUGCCAUUUGACUCAACACAUGAGAACACACACUGGAGAGAAACAGUUUAAUUGUUCAGUUUGCUUUAAAACCUUUUCUCAAAAAAGCAGUUUGACUCAGCACAUGAGAACACACACAGGGGAAAGACCAUUUGAAUGUUCAGCUUGUGGUAAAAGCUUUACGCAACAAUGCCAUUUGUCUCAACACAUGACCACUCACACCGGAUCUAAACAAUUUCAUUGUUCAGUUUGUGGGAAAAGCUUUUCUCGAAAGAGUAUUAACCAUGCGCAUGAGAACUUACACAGGAGAAAGACUAUUUAAUUGUUCUGUGUGUUGUAAAAGCUUUUUUUCCAUAUUGUAAUUAAUUUGAUUACUAACAUUUAAUGUUAUGACUUUGCCUGUCACUAAUUAUAUAUAAAAGGUUAUUGACACUUUUAAAUGUUUUUGAAGGAAUUAUUGGUGUAAUAGAUGAAUCCUCAUAUCCUAUAUUGUUACCUGCCUCUUAAAAGCAGUUUUUGACUAUUAGGAAUGCAAAGACAAGGGGAAGGCAUGUGUCCUUUUCUCACAUAAAGAUUGUGGAUGAUGGAACUUUUUUUUUUUUGUUCUUUACCAAAUGUUGGGCCACUGGUCAGAGUAUCAUAUUUUAAUGUAAAAUCAAAAUAAAACUGUACUACCAUA
Nerophis ophidion (straightnose pipefish) is the source of this 1998-nucleotide messenger RNA. RefSeq names its product zinc finger protein OZF-like. The transcript is spliced from 2 exons. Lineage: Eukaryota; Metazoa; Chordata; Actinopteri; Syngnathiformes; Syngnathidae. The record is from RefSeq and is a predicted model, not a curated record. Bases 211 to 1641 code for a protein of 476 amino acids.